AUGGGUGGAAGAUCCUUUUCAGAAGGUCCUCUUGCCCUUCCUGCUCAUCUAGAAGAUCGAAACCCUGCUUCUACCUAUUCGCAUCUGAAAAGCAGUAGGGUGCGACCCUCACCUUGCUUAGCAUCAAAGCGAACUGAUCCCAGCACAGUGUCCGGAACUCUUGGUUGCCUUUAUCUAUGGAUAUAUGGGACCAUAGACGUCAAAUGCUAUACUAAGAUACAUGUUUUCAAUAUCUCUUUCCUCCCUCUUUUGAGAUUCCUUUGUUACUUCGUGAAUUGUGAUACAUCUUGGUUUGAUGUUGUCGUACAGAUCUCUAGAUCAAUUGGUGAUGUGUAUUUAAAAAAGGCUGAAUUCAACAGGGAGCCAUUAUAUGCUAAGUUUCGAGUGUGUGAACCCUUCAAAAGACCAAUUUUGAGUUCAGAACCAUCAAUUUCUGUGCACCAAUUGCUACCUCAAGAUCUGUUCAUUAUAUUGGCAUCAGAUGGCCUGUGGGAACACCUCACCAACCAAGAAGCAGUUGAUCUAGUCCAAAAUCAUCCAUGCAGUGGGAGUGCUAGGAGAUUAGUGAAAGCAGCAUUGCAAGAAGCCGCGAAGAAGAGGGAAAUGAGGUACUCCGACUUGAAGAAAAUCGAGCGAGGAAUACGUCGGCAUUUCCACGAUGACAUCACAGUUAUUGUUGUGUUUCUCAACUCAAAUCUUGUAAGCAGGGCUAGUUCAACCAAGAGUCCUAAUAUAUCCGUGAAAGGGGGUGGCGCCAUCAAUCUGCCUUCAAAAAUGCUUGGUCCUUCAGCUGUAGCUACUUGAUGACGCUCUUUCUAAUUUGUACUGUACUGUUCACAUGUGGAUACAGAUUAGCUACUUAAAAGUUAAGAGAUGCCCUUGAAUUUCUGAUGUGCCCUCUGUGGCGUUUAACCAAAGAAGGCAUAAUAAUCGGCAAUAGUUUCAAUACCCGAGGAGGCUGGAAAAUGAGAACUCCAAGAUGAUAAUAAUUGUAAUUAUGUUCUCUGGGUAAAUCUUUCAUUAUCUGUUGUUCUCUCCCUUGUGUCAUUUACUCCCUUACAGCUAAAAUGACUUUAUUGAUAUUUUGUUUGAAAACUGAUUAUCACAGUUGUUAUAAAUACUAGUGUCUUCACACUAGGCAGUGGCA
Messenger RNA from Olea europaea var. sylvestris, 1147 nucleotides. Its product is annotated as probable protein phosphatase 2C 79. Gene Ontology annotation, biological process: protein dephosphorylation. Gene Ontology annotation, molecular function: protein serine/threonine phosphatase activity. The transcript has 6 exons. The record is from RefSeq and is a predicted model, not a curated record. The coding region runs from base 1 to 804 and encodes 267 amino acids. Lineage: Eukaryota; Viridiplantae; Streptophyta; Magnoliopsida; Lamiales; Oleaceae.